AUGUCUUUCGGUUUCAGUGUAGGAGAUUUUAUUACAGUUCUCGAUCUUGUCAAACAAGCCAGUAAAAGAUUCCAGGAUGCCCCUCGCCAAUACGCUUCAAUAUCAGAAGACCUUAGAAACUUUUCAAAUGUCAUUCAAGAUAUUCGCGACCUGGAAUCGGAAUGUGGACCCGAGACCAAGGACCAAGAAAGACUCCACAAGAUCGCUGACGAGUCUACCCGUCUUGUAAAUGACCUUCUAUCAAAUCUUGAUAAGUAUCAAGACAUUAAAGCUAGGCCUUUGACCAUAACGCAAAAAUUCAAGAAACCCUUCAAACGAUUGACCUGGGACCAGAGCGGCAUUCCAGAAUCCCGUGGACGAAUGUUGCUCUACCUCGAGUUACUCAUCUCGUUGAGGCAGCAGGUAUCCAGUCAAAGGGCCUGCAGAAUCGAACAGGGAGUUCUUUAUCUCAGUGAACGGUCCAAUCAACAGGAGCGAGAUGACAUCCUCGAUUGGAUUGGAACAGUUGACCAUAGCCUCCGUCAAAGCGAUUUCUUUGAUCAACACGUAGAGGGGACUGGCGAAUGGCUGCUUGUUUCCCGGGAGUUUCAGAAAUGGCUAACAGCUAAGGGUGGGCGCUUGAUUUGCGUGGGUAUUCCAGGAGCAGGCAAAACAUUCCUAGCCUCUAUUGCGAUCCAGCGUCUUCUAGAUCUAUUCGGCAAUGACAGCAACACUGGAAUAGCCUACUAUUACUGCGACUUUCGGCAACAAAGUAAUGAAAGUAUCAGGACGAUUCUAUCAUGUGUUUUGAGAAAGCUGGUUGAGUGUUCGAGCUGUCUACCACAGGCUAUCAAGGAUAUGUAUAAGGAGCACAAACGUAUCGGUAACCGACCUUCACUUCCAAAGAUCAAAGAGGCCCUGAAAGCGAUGACUUCUUUCUAUCCCCGAUGCUUUAUUGUUAUUGACGGACUUGACGAGUGUCUUGUAUGGAGAGAUGUUAUGGAUCAGCUCAGACUCUUGCCAGGAGCGAAUAUCUUGGCGACCUCUCGGGAUAGCCCUGAGAUCGUCAACGACCUGGUAUCGGAAGAGGAUAUCAGGCUCGAAGUGCAUGCACCGGAUGCAGACCUACGUCGAUACCUCGAUCACUAUAUGACGAAGGUUGUUCGUGUUGUCAAAAGUGACCAGCAGCUUGCGGGUGUCAUCUCCAACUCCAUCAUUGCCGCUAGUGGAGGAAUGUUCCUUCUUGCUCAUCUGCAUCUCGAGUCUCUUAGAGGAAAGAUGUCUUUCACUUCAUUGAAGAGCGCAUUGGCUGCCCUUUCAACCGGUGCAUCGUCAUACGACAAGGCCUAUAAUAACACCAUGAUAAGGAUAGAGAGCCAACCUGAAGAAGAAGCCGCAAUCGCCAAGGACGUUCUGGCAUGGUUAACAUUUGCAAACCGACCCCUCAAGAUUGAAGAGCUCCCGAUAGCAGUCAUACUCCAGGAGGCAGAUUCGAACAUCGACAGGGAGAGCCUGAUAGGCAUUGAAAUUUUAGUCUCCGUUUGCGCGGGCUUGGUGAGAAUAGAUAAAACAGACAACAGUGUCAGUCUUAUCCACUCCACCACGAAAGAGUACUUGAAACGAAGACUAUUCAACUGGCGCCAGGGCCCGAAUGCGGCAAUCGCAACGAUCUGUGUUACGUAUCUUCUAUUUCCAAUGUUUGAUGUUGAAUUCUCGAAGCUAGAAGAAUAUCUGCAACCUAACAAGGCCGGGGUGCAGCUUCAGCCGCUGCUGGGAUAUUCGCUGGAAUACAUGACGCUUCAUAGUCAUCUCGCCGUCAUCAAGCCCCCCUGCAUGGAUAGGUUUCUUUCAUCGGGUUCCAAAAUUACUAGCAAUUGGUUGCUACUAGGAAGCAAGCAUGGAUAUGAGCAUAUGGAGAACAUUGCUGGAUCUCUCAUAGAGCGAGGCGUAUACAUCGACGUACAUGACCGAGAAGGGAGAUCCAUUCUACAUUAUGCUGUUAUUAACGGCUGGAAAUUAUGCGUUCGGCUUCUACUGGACCGAGGAGCGAGUCUGGAACCGGACAUCGAUAACAUGACUCCUUUGCACUACACAGUCAAUGCCAGGGCUGACGGUGAAUAUAUUGCCAAGACCUUCAUCAACGCUGGCAUACCGAUAGAUACACCAGUGACCAGACGCACAUAUAUACCGAAGUUUCAAGACGGAAAAGUGGUAUAUACACUGAAGGAUAGUGACAUGGGUCUUACUCUAGACUUACCCACCACAAAGGCAGGUUUGACAGCUUUGCAUCUUGCUGCGUUGACUGGUAGUCAGCGGAUGACAAAGUUCUUUUUGGAUCAUGGCGCCAAUCCAAACUUUCGCUCGGAGAGUGGUGAGACGCCGCUGCACCUGGCACUGAAGCUGAGUGCAUAUGGACCGCAGUGGCCUGGCAUAGUGGACUUCUGGAACGAACCGGAAAAUCGUGUGGAAUGCAUCCUUGACUACAUCGGCUUGAAUGAUGAUGAAGACGAAGACGAAUUUGCCUCAAGCCAUGAAUGGAUACGAGAAACGAGGUUGGCGAUCAUUGACCUCCUUCUGGAUAGCCCAGACGUAGACGUCAACGCACAAGAUGAUUUCGGAAUCUCUCCAUUUCACAUCGCGGCGCAGAAGGAGUACUCAUUUGAGUCUGUCGCCGAAAAGCUCAUCAACAAAGGUGCCAGAAUCUCACUGCGUACAGAGAAGAACAAGACACCGCUACAGUUCGCCGUUGCAAGCCGGAAUGGUGAUUUUGUUUCCAAGCUACUCGAACUUGGUGCAGAUCCGACAGAAAGAGAUAUUGAUGGACUCAACGCUUUGCAUUAUGCGGCAAAGAAACGUCACUUGCCAAUAUUCGAAGAAAUCCUAAAUCGCAUUCCAAUCUCUUUAUCGCAAAGGGUCUUGGAGUCGAAAGACAAUUCUGGUCAGAAUCUACUACAUCACUUAUUGGACCACGGUUUUGUUAAUGUUGAUUUCGUCAGCUAUCUGCUGAAAAGGGUCGGUGGCAUCAAUGAUUUCGAUCGAGCAGGGAAGAAUCCAAUGGCCGUAUUUCUGAGCGCGUUUGCACUCUGGGAAUCGUUUGGGCUUUUUGUGAAGAGCAUGCCUCCUCAGAGCUCAACUACAAAGCCUCUCACCCGCCACGCUUACGUAAGAAAACAAAAUGUACAGCUGAGAGGUCCAUUUGCUCUUAUUGUAAACGGCUUGGAGAUCAAUGCCAUUAUCUACCAAGAGGCCAGCCCAAGUCAGACACUAGAAGUCUACGACGACGUCUGA
Fusarium coffeatum is the source of this 3267-nucleotide messenger RNA. RefSeq lists its product as uncharacterized. The record is from RefSeq and is a predicted model, not a curated record. Gene Ontology annotation, molecular function: protein binding. The transcript has 7 exons. The coding region runs from base 1 to 3267 and encodes 1088 amino acids. Lineage: Eukaryota; Fungi; Ascomycota; Sordariomycetes; Hypocreales; Nectriaceae.